Tribolium madens (black flour beetle) is the source of this 3320-nucleotide messenger RNA. RefSeq lists its product as uncharacterized. The record is from RefSeq and is a predicted model, not a curated record. NCBI's taxonomy places the organism in Eukaryota, Metazoa, Arthropoda, Insecta, Coleoptera, Tenebrionidae. The transcript is spliced from 12 exons. The coding region runs from base 1 to 3189 and encodes 1062 amino acids.
AUGGAACCUCUAGUAACAACAGUGCAAGGAAAAUUAGAAGGUACCACCUGUGUUGAUUCAUCUGGAGAGAAAUACUAUAAAUUUCAAGGCAUUCCCUAUGCUAGACCCCCUGUAGGCCUUCUCCGAUUUAAGGCUCCUGAACCUCCUGAAGAAUGGAUUGGAGUACUAGAUGCUACAAAGGAAGGAAAUUCUUGUUACUCUAGACACCCAUUUAAUAAUAAAAUUGUUGGGAGUGAAGACUGCCUAUAUUUGAAUGUUUAUACGAAGAAAGUAGCAUCAAGUAAUGAAAAUAAUUCUUUGUUUCCCGUUUUGUUUUGGAUUCAUGGAGGUGCUUUUUUGAACGGAUCUGGAGGAACGGAAAUGUACGGUCCUGACUUUCUAAUAACUCAAAAUGUGGUAGUGGUAACUAUAAACUACCGCUUAGGGAUAUUGGGAUUUUUGAGUCUUGAUACUCCAGAAUUAAAAGUACCAGGCAACGCAGGUUUGAAAGACAUAGUAAUGGCUUUGAAAUGGGUCCAAACCAACAUUCAAAAUUUUGGCGGUGAUCCCAAAAAUGUGACCGUUUUUGGGCAAAGUGCAGGUGGAGUUGCCGUUCAUCUCCUACUUUUGUCACAAAUGAGUCAUGGUUUGUUUCAUAAGGCUAUAGCCCAGAGUGGGUGUGCAUUUAGCCCUUGGGCUCGGGGUACCACCGGUAUUAAAGAAUUGGCAUCGAUCUUACACUUGGAAGAAAAUGAAGAAAAGAUUUACGAACUUUUGUUAAAACUACCUGUAGACGAACUGUUCAAACUUCAAGAGAAAAUUGUUUCAUUCUUAAAUAUAUAUGCAAGUAAACAAAGGGCUUUUGCCUAUGUUGUUGAGAAAAACUCUGAUGGUUUUUUAUGCGAGGAACCGUUUGAUAUUAUUUCGAGUGGAAAAUUUCAGCAAUUGCCUUUUAUGAUAGGGUACACAACUGCGGAAACUUGGGGGUUUGAUUCGCUCAGACCUGAUGAUUGGCCAGGGGCUAAAAAUAUGGAGGAUUCCAUUCCUUGGACUCUAGGAUUUAAAACUGGAAGUCCUGAAAGUCAGGUUAUGGCGGAGAAAAUAAAAAAGUUUUAUUCCGGUGGACAUAUUCCCACCACGAUUAAACUAGAAACAAAAAUUGCGAUUCACACUGAUGCAAAUUUUGUUUUUGGUGUCUAUAAAACUGUUUUAAACCACUUUAACAAAUCGAAAGCUCCCACUUAUUUGUACAGGUUUUCAGCAGAGACUGAACUAAAUGUGAUGAGGCAAAACUACAAAAUCAAAAUUCCAGGUGUGGUACAUUGUGACGACAUUGGUUAUUUGUUCAAAAAUGUGUCUUCUCCUCGUAUUAAAUCUGGUUCUAGGGAAGACAUUUUGUUGAAAAAAGUUGUAAAAUUAUGGACCAAUUUUGCCAAAUUCGGCAAUCCUACACCUGACGACGAGUUAAGUGUUACCUGGAAACCUGUGACUGAUAAGGAAGUUGAUUAUCUCGAUAUUGGCGACAAUUUGAUCUCGGCUACCAACUCAGUUGAGCACAAAAGGAUCAAAUUUUUGACACAUCUCUAUGAACGAAAAAACUCUUCGUCACACUUUGAGAUCAGUACUUUAGCCGCAUUGUCAAUAGAACAGGGGAAACUCCGAGGGUCCAUUGGGACUGAUAUUCGAGGAAACAAUUUUUUCAAAUUCAAAGGAAUCCCAUAUGCGAAACCACCUUUGGGUGGCCUCCGAUUCAAGGCGCCUCAACCUCCGGAAAAAUGGACCGGAGUUUUAGAUGCGUCUAAAGAAGGGGAUGCUUGCUACCACUGCGACGUAGUAAGAGAAAAUAUGAUUGUUGGUAGCGAGAAUUGUCUGGUUUUGAACGUUUACACGCACCAGUUAAGUGAUGGUAAAAAUUUUCGCCCAGUCAUGGUUUGGAUCCACGGAGGUGGUUUUGUUUGGGGAUCCGGGUCUGAAGAGUUAUACGGCCCUAAUUUCCUAAUGACCGAAAGCAUUGUUUAUGUUACAAUUAAUUAUCGUUUGGGAAUGUUGGGUUUCUUGAACCUUGAAGACCCAUCCUUGGAGGUUCCCGGCAAUGCUGGUUUCAAAGACAUGAUAAUGGGUUUAAAAUGGGUUCAGAAAAACAUUUCCGCUUUCGGGGGUGACCCCAACAAUGUUACAAUUUUUGGAGAGAGUGCCGGGGGUGCUUCUGUUCACUUGUUAACACUGUCACCUCUAGCGAAAGGGCUUUUUCACAAAACGAUUGUUCAGAGUGCUUCUGCUUUAAACCCUUGGGCCAGAGGAACUAAAGGGGCCAGCUUGAUUGCCAAAGUUUUGAACCUUGAAGGAGCUGAUGAUAAAACAAUUUUGGACCAUUUGAGAACUAAAACCGUUGCAGAAAUUUUGGAAAUUCAGAAAAAAAUUGUUGAUCCUUUGGUAGCCAGUGAGAUUCGACCAUUUGGACCUGUGGUUGAAUCUGGUGACAGCAAAACGGCUUUUUUGGCUCAAGAACCGUUUCAAAUAAUUUUAUCUGGGAAUUUUAUUCAAGUCCCACUCAUGAUUGGGUUUACAUCGCGUGAAGGAAUGUUGGCACAGUUGUUUAAAGAUUGUCGUAAAGAAUUCUCUGUUCAUGAUUAUAUUCCUUGGUUUUUUGGUUAUAGUAAAGAGGAAACGAAGGCUCUUAGUGCUACAAUAAAAAACUUUUAUUUUGGCAAUGAAGAACCAUCAGCGAAAAAUGUUAUAAAAGCAUUUGAUUUGGUCACUGAUAUUAUAUUUCUUUACGGUAUUUACAAAACUGUGACGACUCAAUAUAGUCGUUCAAAAGCACCAAUCUACAUGUACCAAAUGUCAAUUGAAACAAAAUUAAACUUUUUCAAGAAUUUAUUAAAAAUUCAAGAACCUGGUGUUUGUCACGCUGACGAUAUUGGUUAUCUCUUCAAUCAUUUUGUAACUCCGAAAAUAACUCCCGGAAGUGUUGAAGACAUCGGUCUUUCAAGGUUUGUUAAGUUGUGGACAAAUUUUGCAAAGUUUGGAAACCCAACUCCCGACCAAAACGACCAACUGUUGCAAGUUGUGUGGAAACCAAUCACAAAUCCUGAAAUUCAUUUUCUUGACAUUGGAAACGAAUUGAAAAUGAUGUCAGAUCCAUAUUCCAAAAGAAUACAGUUUUGGGAAAAGCUUUAUUCUGAGAGUCCUGCUGGAAAAAGGAAAUAACUGGACUAUUUUGUUAAUGGGGCGUAAUAUAGCUUGUUUCUAAUUCUUCUUUAUUUAUCUUUGAUGUUAAGUGUCUAAAAAUAGAGGUGACCGCACGACUUUGAUCAAAUAAAGAUUUAAUAAGAAAUAAA